Drosophila innubila is the source of this 501-nucleotide messenger RNA. RefSeq names its product protein chibby homolog 1 (gene Cby). The coding region runs from base 95 to 421 and encodes 108 amino acids. The record is from RefSeq and is a predicted model, not a curated record. Lineage: Eukaryota; Metazoa; Arthropoda; Insecta; Diptera; Drosophilidae. The transcript is spliced from 2 exons.
UAAUAGCCGGCACUGUUGUGUUCCGUCACUGUUGUCCUGGCAACGUCGUUGUGGUCAACUGUCAGUUGUUAUUUCUUUUCAGUUGUCCUUUGAGAUGCCGCUGUUCAACAAGAAAUUCGAAUCGAAACCAAUUCCAGCGCGUGUAAAUCGCUGUAAUAUUGGUUAUCCCGUUGUUACCGAGGAUAUUGAUGAUUUCCGCAAGAUUUCACUCAAUCUGGGCAACAAGAAGCUUCGUUUCGCCGAUGGCAUUUGGAUGCAUUCGGUGCGCAAAGGAGACGUCGAUGAUAUGCUGCGUUUAAAUAAGAAAUUUCGAGCAUUAGAAGAGGAAAAUAAUAUGUGCAAUUUAAAAAUCGAGGUUAUGUUGGAUUUGCUAGCAGAGCACGCAACGGAACUGAAUGAAUUGAAACCGAAGGAGAAAUAACGGAACUUCAACUAGCCCUGACAAAGGAUUAAAUGAUGUACAUAAUUUUUUUAUUUUAAUAAAUAUUUACAUGAAUUUUA